Molecule: messenger RNA, 6132 nt
Organism: Acanthosepion pharaonis
Lineage: Eukaryota; Metazoa; Mollusca; Cephalopoda; Sepiida; Sepiidae
Source: the annotation of a GenBank genome assembly
AUGCUGUGCAACCUGAAAUGGAGUCUCCUCCCGGCUAUGCUAAAAGCCAGGAGUUUUAUUGCCGAGAUGAAAAUAUACGUGAAGUCCAUCAGCAAACACGUAUUGGCCAGAGAACAUGGAUCAAACAAGCAAGUGGCUUCUAAAUCUUGUGCUCUCUCUUUGGUGCGCCAAUUGUACCACAUGAAUGUCAUUGAAUCUUAUACAGGACAAAAGAAGAAGAAAGAUGCUGAUAAGAUACCACCCUUUGAGGUUGCUGUCAGCCCAGAACUGGAAGCUAACCUUGACGAAGCCCUGCAGUCUUGGAACAUCACCCCUACUCAAGUGUCUGUAUCCUGUACGGAGCCAGUCUCUCUAGUAACUCAUACUCAACUGGAUGAGUUUGUUCCAGCACCAAAACGUCCUCAGCCGGGCGUGGUGUCUUGGUGUCCACCACAACCCAAUUGGAAUCCUUGGACAAAUUGUAAUAUUGAUGAAGGACCCUUGGCACAUGUAAGAAAAAUCCUCUUUAUUAAUCUUAAUUUAAUUUUUAAUUUUAUUCCUCCGCUCCUCUUCUUUUUCUAUUCCUCCGCUCCUCUUCUUUUUCUAUUCCUCCGCUCCUCUUCUUUUUCUAUUCCUCCGCUCCUCUUCUUUUUCUAUUCCUCCGCUCCUCUUCUUUUUCUAUUCCUCCGCUCCUAUUCCUCCGCCCUCCUCUUCUUUUUCUAUCCUCCGCUCCUCUUCUUUUUAUUCCUCCGCUCCUCUUCUUUUUUCUAUUCCUCCGCUCCUUCUUUUUCUAUUCCUCCGCUUUUUCUUUUUUCUUUCCGCUCCUCUUCUUUUUCUAUUCCUCCGCUCCUCUUCUUUUUCUAUUCCUCCGCUCCUCCUCCACUUUUGUUUUUUCUUUCUCUAUUUCAUUUAUCAUUCAUUUUCUCUCUCUCUCACUUUCUUUCUCUCUCGGUCUAUUGUUUUCUCUCUCAUUUCCCUUUCUUUCUCUCUGGUUCUCUUUCUCUCUGUUUCAUUUCUCUUGUUUUCUCUUUUUCUUCUUUUUCUCUUUUUCUUCUUUUUCUUCUUUUUCUUCUUUUUUUCUUCUUUCUUUCUUUUUUCUUUUCUCUUUUUCUCUCUUUUCUUUUUUUCUUUUUCCUUUUUUUCUUUCUUUUCCUUUUUUUCUUUUUCUCUCUUCUUUUUUUUCUCUUUUUUUCUUUUCCUUUUUUCUUUUUUCUCUUUUUCUUUUUUCCUCUUUUUUUUUUUCUUUUUCCUUUUUUCUUUUUUUUCUUUUUUUUCCUCUUUUUUCUCUUUUUUUCUUUUUUUCUUUUCUCUUUUUUUCUCUUUUUUUUUUUCUUUUUCCUCUUUUUUCUCUUUUCUUUUUUUCUUUUUUCUCUUUUCUUUUUCCUCUUUUUUCUCUUUUCUUUUUUCCUCUUUUUUCUCUUUUCUUUUUUCCUCUUUUUUCUCUUUUUUUUUUUCUCUUUUUCCUCUUUUUUUCUCUUUUUCCUCUUUUUUUCUCUUUUUCCUCUUUUUUUCUCUUUUUCCUCUUUGUUUCCAGGAGCAACAAUGGAACAAAUCAGCCAGGAUGUGUACCAGUCACUAGAAGAACAGAAGGCCAAUGAUAGGGAACUCCAAAACAUGCUGAAUGAUCGUUCUAUGCUCCCCAUCCAUAAUUCCAGAGAUCACAUUAUUCAUGUCAUCAAAACCAACCCCGUUGUACUCAUUAGAGGCGAAACUGGAUGCGGUAAAACUACCCAGGUUCCUCAGUUCAUUUUGGACGGCAUGAUUGCAGAAGGCAAAGGCGCCGACUGUAACAUCAUCGUAACUCAGCCUAGAAGAAUCAGUGCCGUAUCCAUUGCUGAGAGGGUUGCCAUGGAAAGGAAUGAGAACUUGGGGCUGAGUACUGGGUACAGCGUUAGAUUUGAAAGUGUCCUACCUCGGCCAUAUGCUGCCAUCUUGUACUGUACAUUGGGAACCCUGCUGAGACGAUUGGAAAACGGCUUACGUGGUGUGUCUCAUGUCAUCGUGGAUGAAAUCCAUGAAAGAGAUAUCAAUACUGAUUUCCUUUUAGUAUUAUUACGGGAUAUGUUGGCAGCUUACAGUGAACUACGUGUGGUGCUCAUGUCAGCCACAGUGGAUGUAAGCCUAUUCUGUGAAUACUUUGGGAACUGUAAUGUUGUCGAGGUAUAUGGUCGCGUUUAUCCAGUUCAAGACUAUUUUCUAGAAGAUUGCAUUCAAAUGACCAACUUUGUCCCUCCUCCAACUGAUAGAAAGAAAAAGAAGGAGAAGGAAGAAGAUGGAGAGGACAUGGAAAAAGAAGAAAACUGCAAUUUAAUGGUGUCUGGCGAUUAUUCAGAAGCAACCAGAAGAGCAAUGGCGAUGUUAAAUGAAAAGGAAAUGUCCUUUGAAUUGAUUGAGUCUUUGCUGCGUUACAUCAAAGGGCUGAAUAUUCCUGGCGCUGUGCUCAUUUUCUUACCCGGUUGGAAUUUAAUCUUUGCUCUUCAGAAACAUUUGGAAAUGUCACCUGAAUUUGGUUCUUCAAGAUACCGAAUUCUUCCACUUCACUCUCAGAUCCCAAGAGAAGAUCAAAAGAAAGUCUUUGAACCUGUACCUGUAGGAAUUGUGAAGAUAAUUUUGUCAACGAAUAUUGCUGAAACCAGUGUCACCAUCAAUGAUGUUGUGUAUGUAGUUGACUGUUGCAAGGCAAAAAUGAAAUUGUUUACAUCGCACAACAACAUGACAAACUAUGCUACCUUAUGGGCAUCAAAGACUAACUUGGAACAAAGACGUGGACGCGCCGGUCGUGUCAGGCCUGGAUUCUGUUUUCACCUCUGUAGCAGGGCGAGAUAUGAGAGGUUGGAACAACAUACAACUCCAGAGAUUUUCCGUACCCCAUUGCAUGAAUUAGCCCUUGCCAUUAAGCUGUUACGGCUGGGAUCAAUUGGGCGGUUCUUGGCUAAAGCUGUUGAACCGCCUCCCAUUGAUGCUGUCAUAGAAGCUGAAGCACUUCUGAAAGAAAUGCGUGCUCUGGAUGCAAAUGAUGAAUUAACACCUCUGGGUCGUAUCUUGGCCAGACUUCCCAUUGAGCCUCGCCUUGGAAAGAUGAUGAUCUAUGGAUGCCUGUUUUAUUGUGGAGAUGCUGUGUGCACUGUUGCAGCUAGCACCACAUUUCCAGAGCCUUUUAUCACACAUGACCGUAAACGUCUGGGUUGGGUGCACAAGAAUUUGGCAGGUACCAGAUGUAGUGACCACGUUGCCCUACUAAAUGCAUUCCAACUAUGGGAAGAUGCCAGAAUGGCAGGUGAAGACAGUGAAGCUUGUUUCUGUGACAAUAAAUCUUUAUCUAUGCCCACACUUCGGAUGACAUGUGAAGCAAAGAACCAACUGAGAGAUAUUCUCACCAAUGCAGGUUUUCCAGAUGAAAGUAUGCUGCCCAAAGUCUACAAUUAUACGGGUCCUGAUGGCAGUCUCGAUAUUGUGACAACUCUUCUUUGCAUGGGUCUCUAUCCCAACGUCUGUUACCAUAAAGAGAAACGUAAAGUGCUGACAACUGAGAGCAAACAUGCUCUCGUACACAAGUCAUCUGUGAACUGCAGCAAUUUUGAAAUUCAUUUCCCAUCUCCGUACUUCAUUUUUGGUGAAAAGAUCCGUACCAGAGCUGUAUCCUGUAAACAAAUGACCAUGGUAACUCCACUCCAGCUCUUGCUGUUUGCAUCUCGGUCCGUUGUCUACCAUGAAGGUCUUGUCAUCCUUGAUGAUUGGAUCAAUCUAAAAAUGGACCCAAAUGUUGCAUCAAAAAUUGUUGCAUUACGCCCAGCAAUGGAAGCUCUGAUUGUGCGUACAACUCAAAAUCCUUCCGUGAUUGCCCAGCCUAGCCAACAAGAAUCUUCCCUGAUGAAUAGCGUGAGGGUCUUGUCUCAGCCCAGUGCAGGACGCUUUGGAAUUGCUGACCAGUCUGACAAAAAUGGUCCUCCAAAUAAAUUUGCCAGGUUCGGUGGAGGCAGCCGAGGUUUCCGGGGUUUCAGCCGAGGAGGCAACUUUGAAGGUGGGUCUCGUGGUGGCUACAGCAGCAACUAUGGUGGUGGUUAUCGUGGAGGGAUGAGUACUGGCUUUACCAACAACUGGAGAGGAGGAGGAGGUGGCGGCUAUCGAGGCGGCUACCGAGGAGGAAGUGGAGGUUACAACAGAGGUGGCUACAGAGGAGGUGGCGGUGGCUACCAAGUGUCAACUUUUGUUUGUUUCUUUUCUUUUUAUUUUUCUUUUCUUUUUAUUUUUCUUUUCUUUUUAUUUUUCUUUUCUUUUUAUUUUUCUUUUCUUUUUAUUUUUCUUUUCUUUUUAUUUUUCUUUUCUUUUUAUUUUCUUUACUUUUUAUUUUCUUUACUUUUUAUUUUCUUUACUUUUUAUUUUCUUUACUUUUUAUUUUAUUUUCUUUUACUUUUUAUUUUCUUUUCUUUUUAUUUUAUUUUCUUUUUCUUUUUAUUUUCUUUUUUCUUUUUAUUUUCUUUUUUCUUUUUAUUUUCUUUUUUCUUUUUAUUUUCUUUUUUCUUUUUAUUUUCUUUUUUCUUUUUAUUUUCUUUUUAUUUUCUUUCUUUUUAUUUUCUUUUUUCUUUUUCUUUUCUUUUUUCUUUUUUCUUUUCUUUUUUCUUUUCUUUUUCUUUUCUUUUUUCUUUUCUUUUUCUUUUUUUUCUUUUCUUUUUCUUUUCUUUUUCUUUUCUUUUUCUUUUCUUUUCCUUUUUCUUUUUCUUUUCUUUUCUUUUCCUUUUCUUUUCUUUUUUUUUUUUUUUCUUUUUUUUUUUCUUUUUCUUUUUUCUUUUUCCUUUUCUUUUUUCUUUUUCCUUUUCUUUUUUCUUUUUCCUUUUCUUUUCUUUUUUCUUUUUCCUUUUCUUUUCUUUUUUCUUUUUUCUUUUUUUUUUCUUUUCUUUUUUCUUUUAUUUUCUUUUUUUCUUUUCUUCAGCCUUGUUAUCUUGUCCACCCCCCCUCUCUCUUUUCCCCCCCUCACUCCCCCCUUUUCCACCCUCUCUCUCUCCCCUCUCUCUCUACCCCUCUCUCUCUCUACCCCUCUCUCUCUACCCCUCUCUCUCUACCCCUCUCUCUACCCCUCUCUCUCUACCCCUCUCUCUACCCCUCUCUCCCCCUCUCUCUACCCCCUCUCUCUACCCAACCCUUCCAACCCCCUCUUCUCUACCCCUCUCUUUCCAACCCCUCUCUUUUCCAACCCCCCCUCUUUCCAACCCCCCCAAUCUUUCCUACACUAUACCUACAUUUUUGGCAAAAGAGGCGAAAUACACAGUUGAAGAAAAAUUUUAUUUUUUAAAUUGUUUUCUCUCUCUGCUCUCUCUCUCUGCUCUCUCUCUCUCUGCUCUCUCUCUCUCUGCUCUCUCUCUCUUUGCUCACUCUCUUUCUGCUCUUCUCUCUCUCUUUCUGCUCUCUCUCUCUCUCUUUCUGCUCUCUCUCUUUCUGCUCUCUCUCUUUCUGCUCUCUCUCUUUCUGCUCUUCUCUCUUUCUGCUCUUCUCUCUUUCUGCUCUUCUCUCUUUCUGCUCUUCUCUCUUUCUGCUCUUCUCUCUUUCUGCUCUUCUCUCUUUCUGCUCUUCUCUCUUUCUGCUCUUCUCUCUCUCUCUCUCUUUCUGCUCUUCUCUCUCUCUCUCUCUUUCUGCUCUUCUCUCUCUCUCUCUCUUUCUGCUCUUCUCUCUCUCUCUCUCUUUCUGCUCUUCUCUCUCUCUCUCUUUGCUCUUCUCUCUCUUUAUUUUCUCAGAACUUUUGCAUACAUUUUGAAAAUUUUCCACUUGCAUUUAAGUACGGAAUUUGAAACGAGAACUAAACUUUGGCUCUCACUUUCUUCCAUUUCCUUCCCUCCCACUUGUUUCUUUUUUUUUCUUCCUUUCUUCCAUUUCCUUUUCUCCCCCACUUUUCUUUUCUUCCGUUUCCUCCCCCACUUUUUGUUUCUUUUCUCUCCCCCCCACUUUUGUUUUCUUUUCUCUCCCCCACUUUUGUUUCUUUUCUCUCCCCCACUUUUUUUCUUUUCUCUCCCCCCCCCUCUUGUUUCUUUUCUUCCCCCCCUCUUGUUUCUUCUCCCCCUCUUGUUCCCCCCCACUUUUGUUUCUUUUUUUUUUUUUUUCUUCUUUUUUUUUCUCCUCAUCUCUUCCAUCCCCACCCCAAUUCUCUUUAAGAUAGACUAG